UUUGUUUGGUUUCUGGAAACAUCUGACAGGAGAAAACGGAAUAAGAAGAGGCCACAAUUGGACUACAAAAGGAUUCAAGAUAUAUGUUUGCAGUGGUGCUGUUGAGCAGCAGGUUUGUCUUGUCUGGCUGUGAGCUGAAGCUGUAACUCCUUUCAUCAUGUUCUCACCCGGGAAACACCAUCUGUCACACCUGCUUCUCACAGUCCUGCUGCUCGGUGGUCAGACAGCAGAUGGAGCUCAGAACGGGUCGGAGGUGGAGACGGCUAGUGUCCACUCCAGCAGGGCCAUCGUGGCAAAGGAGGGAUCCAGCAUCCUGAUCGAAUGUAACGUGACCGGGGGCCACGAUAGCAUCAUGUGGUUAAACCCUAAAGGACUUAAGCUGGGUGAUGACGCAGAUGGGAAGUGGAAGAUUCAGGAAACAGGCACCCUGAACAUCACUGCAGUCUCCUUUGUGGACCGUGGCCGCUACACAUGUGUUGCCUCCAGUGGCGCAAAUUACACCGUUAUUCUGCGUGUUGCCCACACCGACAGCGGCUUGGGCCUGUACUAUGUCAUCGUCUGUCUGGUGGCUUUCACCAUCACCAUGAUCCUCAACGUGGCCCGACUCUGCAUGGUCAGUAGCCACCUCAAGGAGACAGAGAGGGCCAUCAAUGAGUUUUUCCGCACUGAGGGUGCAGAGAAGCUACAGAAGGCAUUUGAGGUCGCAAAGCGCAUUCCCAUCAUCACAUCUGCCAAGACGCAGGAGUUCGCUAAAGUGACGCAGUUCAAGACGCAGGAGUUCGCUAAAGUGACGCAGUUCAAGACGCAGGAGUUCGCCCGUCACAUUGAGGAACUGGCACGGAGCGUCCCUCUGCCGCCGCUUAUCCUGAACUGCCGUACAGGUAUGGAUACGGAGAACCCUGGCCCUCACUCUUCAGAGCAAGUAGGGAGACAAGCUAUAGGCCCGCCCUGCUCAGAUGGAGAGGAGAAGGAGGCGUGUCAGGUGCUGCUGCCGCCAAGUGAAGGACAAAGGAAUGAUGAAGGUGGCGUUGACAUUAAAGUGUCAGUCCACAUGGUUUCUGAAUGUGCAGGUGUGGACACUGUAGAAGAGAAGGAUAAUGAUGAGGAUGAGGAGGCUGCGGUGUGCCUCCCUCUGCUCACAACAAGCCCAUGA
Messenger RNA from Scomber japonicus (chub mackerel), 1153 nucleotides. Its product is annotated as microfibrillar-associated protein 3-like. Lineage: Eukaryota; Metazoa; Chordata; Actinopteri; Scombriformes; Scombridae. The record is from RefSeq and is a predicted model, not a curated record. The coding region runs from base 158 to 1153 and encodes 331 amino acids. The transcript has 3 exons.